AUGGAUAGUGAAUUAAAUGUAACAUAUGUAACUCUUGGUGGGCAUGUUGAAGUGGACAAAUAUAGAUAUGUUUAUUUUUUGAUCAUGUUCAUAGUAUAUAUUCUAAUAAUCUGCAGUAAUUCUACCAUUGUGUACCUUAUCUGGUUUCACCAAAGCCUCCAUGAGCCUAUGUACAUUUUCAUUGCAGCUUUGUUAAUGAACUCUCUUCUUUUCAGCACUAAUAUCUACCCAAAGCUUUUGAUUGACUUUUUAUCUGAAAAACAGACCAUAUCUUAUUCAGCCUGUCUCUUUCAGUGUUUUCUAUAUUACUCUUUAAAUGGUUCAGAAUUCUUACUGUUGGCAGCCAUGUCGUAUGACAGAUAUGUGUCUGUAUAUAAACCUCUGCAAUAUCACACGAUCAUGAAGAAAGAAACUGUCCGUAUCUUUCUGGGUGUAGCUUGGUUUGUGCCUGCUUGUCAGAUUGCAGUUCCAGUAGCUCUUAAUGUUAAUACUAAACUCUGUAAUUUUACUUUGAAAGGAAUCUUUUGCAAUAACUCAAUUUACAAACUUCACUGUGUGAGCUCAAUAGGACUCUCUGUGUAUGGUGUGAUGGUUUUGUUGAAUGUUACACUUCUCCCUGUGCUUUUCAUAAUCUUUACAUACUCAAAGAUAUUCAUAGUUACAUACCACAGUGGCAGAGAAGAGAGGAUGAAAGCUGCACAGACCUGUAUACCUCAUCUGUUGGUUUUAAUCAGCUUUUCUUGUUUUAUUACCUAUGAUGUCAUUAUAGUUAAACUGGAAUCUGAGUUUCCAAAAACUAUACGUUUAAUUAUGACUUUACAAUCAAUUUUUUAUCAUCCUCUCUUAAAUCCAAUCAUCUACGGACUAAAAAUGAAAGUAAUUUAUAAACAUCAAGAGGUUGUUCUGUCAAAGAAACUGGAACUAAUAAUAAACAAAUGUUUGGUUCUGUGUUCUGUAAUAAUAAUGUAG
Molecule: messenger RNA, 969 nt
Organism: Etheostoma spectabile (orangethroat darter)
Lineage: Eukaryota; Metazoa; Chordata; Actinopteri; Perciformes; Percidae
Product: olfactory receptor 13C9
Exons: 1
Coding region: 1-969 (322 amino acids)
Biological process (GO): detection of chemical stimulus involved in sensory perception of smell; G protein-coupled receptor signaling pathway
Cellular component (GO): membrane
Molecular function (GO): odorant binding; G protein-coupled receptor activity; olfactory receptor activity
Source: RefSeq, a predicted model, not a curated record